Messenger RNA from Teleopsis dalmanni, 2503 nucleotides. RefSeq names its product zinc transporter 9 (gene ZnT49B). The transcript is spliced from 13 exons. Gene Ontology annotation, cellular component: membrane. The record is from RefSeq and is a predicted model, not a curated record. Lineage: Eukaryota; Metazoa; Arthropoda; Insecta; Diptera; Diopsidae. Gene Ontology annotation, biological process: zinc ion transport; transmembrane transport. The coding region runs from base 374 to 2434 and encodes 686 amino acids. Gene Ontology annotation, molecular function: monoatomic cation transmembrane transporter activity.
UUUGACGUCUCGCAUUUUUAGCCGAUUGAUAUAAUGAGGCUGAAGUUUGAAUAAAAUAUUUUGCUAAACAUAAUAUAUCUACAUAAAAAUUGUUUUUAAUAAAAAUUGUAUUUAAAAAAAAUUGAAUGCCGAAGGUGUCGAAAGUACUUCGUUAGGCCUCGCAUAUAAAUGUAGAGACAAAAUUUUUAAAUUCAUCGAUGACGUAGUGUGUUGUUUAUACUAAUACAAACGAAGAAAAUUUUUAACAAAUUGUUUUGCAGUCUAAAAAUAGGAAACAACGGGUUUUCAAAUUAACUACUCAUCAAAAAAUUUUCUAACAGCACUGGUAUACACUAAGUGAUAGUACUUACUGAAUUAAUUUCAGACAGUUGAAAUGCUUCUCAGAUGUAUAGCUGCCGCAAAUGUAAGGCAAUUGUUACAUUUGCGGCAGCGCGUUGUAGGUCGUAAAUUUUCUAAUAAAAUUUUGCACUCCUACUUUUUAUUAAGCAAUGCAACCAUUAUGGAAUGUCCUUUAAGAAGAAUGCCGAAUGAGUCUCAAAAUGUACAUAGAAAAUCUAUUAUUUGCAGAAGAGCUUUUGUAAGCAAAAAUCCAGAGAUACGUGCAGCACCAAAUUCCACUUCGUCUAGUUCAAAUUCAAGUGAAAACGAAGGCGUUACCAAAACUAAAACUGCUCAAAAAACUGGUACAGAACCAAAGAAAAUAAAUGUGCCUGCAUCGUCUGUCAGUGAUAAUAAUGAUAAAAAGCCAGAAAAUUCAGCGCAUAAGGAAACCAAAAAAGUUGAUGUUCAAACGAGUAAAGGGACGCUUUCCAUGACGACGACUAUUGAAGAUUCUAAAAUAAAUGAUGUAGUAUUUGAAAAAACGAAAUCAAUUCCACAACAGCCAACAUUAACUGCAGCAUCUGCGCCGGCUGCAAAAAACGAAAUAGUAAUUGAUGAAGACUCAUUUCAAACUGAUUGCAAUCAAAAAUUAAGCGUCAACGAGAAAGAAACUACGACAACUAAAGCGUCAUCAUCAGAACAUUCGUCGGAAGAAUCUAUAACAAACACAGAGAAUAAACCAAAACCUCAACGUGUUAAAGUCGAUUGCAAUCGUUCUUCAUUGGAACGCAACUUUAUUACACCAUCACGUGCUAUGACUGAUUUUUUGCUUAAAGCUUCUGAUUUAGAGUCCUUACAAAAGGUUAAACGGCGUUCGCCAUAUGAACAGGAGCCUCCCAUAACUGUGUAUUGGCGAAGGGAUGUUGAAGCAAAGGCAUUAGAAGUUUGGGGUUCACGUGAAAAUCUUUUACGAGCAUCGUUGUUACGAGAAAUCGAAAGAAAACAGCAUCAACAAAAUUUAUUUACAAUUAAGCGACGUUUGAGGGAUUAUAGACGAGAAGUUGGUGCCCGCACAGUCGUUAUGAAUGAGGAGCCUGGUUUGUCAGGAAAGUCAGGAAGGGUAGUGCUAAUUGCUGUUGGAAUAAAUGGUAUUAAUUUUCUUUUUAAAACAUGUGCAUGGGUUUAUACGGGUUCACAUAGUAUGUUUGCAGAGGCGAUACACUCAUUAGCUGAUACAAUUAACCAACUAAUCUUGGCCUAUGGUAUACACAAAUCUACACAGAUAGCUGAUCCUGAUCACCCUUAUGGUUAUGCAAAUAUGAAAUAUGUGUCAUCUCUUAUAUCAGGAGUUGGAAUAUUUUGUGUUGGUACAGGUUUAUCAUUUUAUCAUGGUAUAACUGGUCUUCUGGAUCCAGUGCCUAUUGAUAAUUUGUUUUGGGCAUUUUGUAUACUUGGUGGUUCAUUAGUAUCUGAAGGCGCUACAUUGUUAGUGGCUGUCAAUGAAAUACGGCGUUCCGCAAAAUUACGUGGUGAAUCUUUUAGGGAAUAUGUGCUCUCUGGUCGGGAUCCAUGUGUUAAUGUUGUAUUAACAGAAGACACAGCCGCGGUUGCUAGUGUAAUUUUAGCUGCUAGUUGUAUGGGCUUAACAUCAAUUACUGGUUCAGGAGUUUAUGAUGCAAUUGGCUCGUUAAUAGUUGGUUGUAUGCUUGGUGCCGUAGCUUCAUUUAUUAUUUACACCAAUGUUAAUGCACUUGUGGGCAAAUCUAUAUCCGAGGAGCAAUUAAAUAGAAUAAAUACAGAACUUGAAACUGAUGUUAUGAUACGUGCUAUACAUGACGUUAAAGGCAUUGACAUGGGUAACAGUUUAGUGCGUUACAAGGCUGAAUUGGAUUUCGAUGGGCGUGAAUUAACGCGUUCUUAUUUGGAUAAACAGGAUUUAAAUGAACUUUAUAAAAUUGUAAAAGAGUUUAAAUCUCCUGAGGAACUAGAGCAGUUUUUAUUGACACAUGGCGAAAGCAUAGUUGAUUUAAUGGGCGGAGAAAUAGAUCGAAUUGAAAUGAAAUUGCGGAAAAAGUUUCCCGAAAUCCGUCACUGUGAUUUAGAGAUACUGUAAUAUAUUUUUUGUGAGAUACACACAGUUAUUUAUUUUUUAAACUGAAUUUGCAAAUGCUUAAAUUUUAAU